Messenger RNA from Moneuplotes crassus, 637 nucleotides. The record is from the annotation of a GenBank genome assembly. Lineage: Eukaryota; Ciliophora; Spirotrichea; Euplotida; Euplotidae.
GGUGUUUUUAGACCAUCUGCCACAUACUCCACUACAGUGACGAGUGGAUUGAGGCUGUCGCCUACUCUCCAUGCGAAUGAAAGUUGGCUGUGGGAUUACAUUACGAAAAAAUCUGUGUGUACGAUGAGAGAGACCUCAGGCUGAUUGGAGAGAAAAAAAUCCCCAUAACUCGUUCAUUGGUUUAGUUGACCGGAGUGAAGAUCCAUCAUACAUUCAUUCUGUAUGCGGAGCUCAUGAACUUCUCUUCUUUAAAGUCUCUGAUGACGGUGUCGAACAAGACCAAAGCGGAGCCUCUAACACUAAAGGAAUUAAACGGCACACAAGCCAUGCUAAAUACGGUUGGCUCGUAACUAGAAUUUUCACAGCUGGAACUGAAGGUACUCACACCAAUGAUGUUGAUUUCUCCCACUGUGGUGGAUUGAUUGCCACUGGUGAUGAUUAUGGACUAGUAAACGUGUGGAGAAAUCCAGCACGUAAGGGAGCUAAGCUUAUCUCUCUAAGAAGUCACUCUGAGCAUGUCUUCAGAACAAGAUUCACCCAUGAUGAUUCCCUCAUCAUUUUAUUGGCAGUUACGACAAAACUAUUAUUCAGUUGAAGAAGAAAUAAGAUUUCAUGAUGAUAAUAAUAGUUCAACUAA